Molecule: messenger RNA, 1547 nt
Organism: Seriola aureovittata
Lineage: Eukaryota; Metazoa; Chordata; Actinopteri; Carangiformes; Carangidae
Exons: 6
Coding region: 47-1222 (391 amino acids)
Source: RefSeq, a predicted model, not a curated record
UGUGACCUUAUCCAAGGAGCUCUUCUGCCGACUCAUAAGAAACACUAUGACUAAUAUGAUCUCCAUCGCAAGAGCCACAGAGGACUCCAGAUACCCCACCACACAUGAGGUGAAUGCCAUGGCAAAGCGAUUGGUGGAGUACUAUCCAAUGAUAAAAGACAGGUCAUCAAACAGUGAGUGGGAGCAUGUUGCCAAAAAGCUCAGGAAGAGACUCUCAAAUGUCAGAAGUCCAAGGAAGGCCAAAGGUCCUCCUUCAAAGAAACCACUACAAGAAGUCAGUUCAGAUGUUUCAACUACUGACUAUGAUGGAGAUUCCAGUGCACCCACCAUUAUUCUGGAACAGUCAGCUGUUAGUCCCAUGGGCAUGUCAGUAGAUCUGUCACCCAGAACCAGCACCCCAGCACAGAACCGGGACAGCAGUAAUGAAGAAUCUUUUUCAGUUGAUGUCAUGGACAGCCAGAAAAUCCAAGCAAGACACUACAAGACCCUCCAAGAAAUGUACAAGUCAAAAAAGCCAAACAAAUCUGCGGUGACUCAUUUGCUGAACCUGGAAUUUGACUCUCGAAGAUGCUUCAUCACCUCUGAUGUUUUAAAGGAGCAAGACAGAGCAGCAAAGAUUCUAGAAGCUUACCCUUGUUUCAGAGAACCGGAUCAUGUGCUGGAUGAGCUGCAGCGAAUCCUCCAACCAACCAACUCCCAGUACAUCUCAGAGGUGCAGAACAGAUGGAAAACUUUCUAUUCCAAGGUCCAAUUUUAUGGAAUGAUGAAGAGGGCCAUGAAGCCUCCUAAAACUUUGAAUGGAGUGGAGCAUAUCACAGCUGUCUUCAGGGCCCUGCCACUUCUCUUUCCAUCCAGCACUAUGCCACCGAAGAAACUGGGCUCAAGCAGCGAGGCUCUUUUCCAUAUCCUUGCGACUUCUGAGGAUCCUGAUGGUUUCAUGCGGCAGCGACCCCUGUCUUCUCCGGUUCUGCUAGUUUCUGAGGACAACUGCAUGAUCGCCAUUGGAAACACACCAGUGACCACCUUCGCCAUGGACAGACUUAAUGAGGGACUUCUCUACCUCAUGGCAUAUUACUAUGCCCUGCACAUGACCUACCCAAAGUGCAUUUCUACACUACUGUCAGUACUGCAGACAGAGGUACUUCAAGAUUCAAUUCAUGAGCAGGAUUUGACCCCCCAUUACAAAAAAGCGAUUGGUGAAUGGAAGUCAUUCAUUGAGUGAGUACCUGUGUUUGUCCCUCUGCCCCACUCUGAUGUAACAAUUUCAAAGAAAGUUGAUGUUCUGUUUAAAAAAAUGUUCAUCACAGUUAGAUACAUUGUUGGUGAGAUUGAAAACCUUCCCUGUGGGAUAUUAUGCUGCAAAGCAGAUGCAACAUGUUUAGUUGCUAUGAUAUGCUGCUACAAUAGCUGAUGUAUUAUUAUUUUGAUAGUGAGGUUCAAAUCAAAACUGACUUUUCAAUCUGUUUGAUUAUGAUGGAUCUGGAACAUGUAAGUGCUCCUUUUUUGGAUGUUGAUUGUGAACAUUUGUAUUGCAAAGUUAAUAAAAA